CUCUUCUUCCGCUUAAUUUCUUUCCCUUAUCGCAAUGGCGCCCAUCCGCCUGGCCAUCAUUGGCCUUUCCUCGUCAGCUGUCACUUCCUGGGCCAGCAGCGCUCACCUUCCCUAUCUACUCUCAGCACGCGGCCGCACCAAGUACGACAUCGUUGCACUGUGUAAUUCAAGCGUCGAAUCGGCUAAGCAGGCUAUUAACACCUACGGUCUCAACGUUGAAAAGACUCGAGCCUACGGCGAUCCCAAGGCACUUGCUGCUGAUCCUGAUGUUGAUCUCGUGGUUUGCUGUACACGAGUGGACACGCAUUACGACCUCAUCAAGCCCAGUAUCGAAGCCGGGAAAGCUGUCUUUGUCGAAUGGCCACUGACCCAUGACGCGGCCCGUUCGCGGGAACUGGCUGAGUUGGCAGCCGAGAAGGGCACUCUUACAAUGGUCGGGCUACAGGGCCGGCUAGCACCCGUGGUUUUGAAGCUCAAGGAAAUUCUACACGGUGGAAGCUUGGGAAGGAUGUUGAGUAGUGAGGUCAGGGCUCAUGGCGGCACAAUCGAUCGCGAGAUGGUUGCUGAGGGGCUGGGAUACUUCGCGGAGAAGAAAAUUGGCGGCAAUAUUUUCAUGAUAGGGUUUGCUCACAUGUUCGACUAUAUCCAGUCGGUCGUAGGGGAAGCCACAGGAACUCAUGCUCAACUUCAGCUGCAACGGCCCGAGAUGAAGUUGCGAGACAACUCCAUGAAUACCAUUACGAAAACGGUCAUAUCUGAUGUGCCAGAUCUGAUCACAGUCACAGGGUCUCUGAGUGGCUCAGAAGUGACUCAAGAGGGGGCGACUUUGCUAGUCCGCUUCCGUCGCGGACAGCAAUUCAAGGGAGAGCCCGCCCUAACUUGGCACAUCAAUUGCGAGAAGGGCGAAAUCCGCCUCACUUCGCCUGGCGGCACUUCCAUUCAUGCGGGCUCUUAUACUGAUCCGGUGACAAUCGAGGUGCACAACUUUGACGCAGACGAAGUGCGCAAUAUACAAUGGGAAUGGCCUAAGUGGCAGGAGGAACUCAGCCUGCCGAUUGUGGGACGCAGUGUAGCAAAGUUGUAUGAUGCUUUUCACGCAGAGGCUGUCGAAGGAGGCCCACGGACAUAUCCAAACUUCUCAGACGCAGUUGAGCGCCACGAGCAACUAGCAAAGCUUCUGGCAAGCUGGAGCAGUGCUUGA
Diaporthe batatas is the source of this 1201-nucleotide messenger RNA. RefSeq lists its product as uncharacterized. Bases 35 to 1201 code for a protein of 388 amino acids. Lineage: Eukaryota; Fungi; Ascomycota; Sordariomycetes; Diaporthales; Diaporthaceae. Gene Ontology annotation, molecular function: nucleotide binding. The transcript has 2 exons. The record is from RefSeq and is a predicted model, not a curated record.